Molecule: messenger RNA, 3640 nt
Organism: Electrophorus electricus (electric eel)
Lineage: Eukaryota; Metazoa; Chordata; Actinopteri; Gymnotiformes; Gymnotidae
Product: volume-regulated anion channel subunit LRRC8D
Cellular component (GO): cytoplasm
Molecular function (GO): protein binding
Source: RefSeq, a predicted model, not a curated record
GCUCUAUCCCGCUCACGGUACUACAAACUCGAGCAAACCGGACCGCACCGGCCUUCAGCAAUCUGCCCCGCAUUGUGUUAUUCUGUAAGUAUACCACGGUUUCGCAACAGAGUACAAGUCUGGUUAAGCGCUGGAAAACCUCGGUCUACCCUCUUCGUCGCAACGAUGUUCAGUUUGUCUGAGCUGUGGUCUGUGGGAGAGAGACCGGGCCGAUAUAAGCUCCUGCAGCCCUGGUGGGAGGUCUUCAUGGACUACUUGGUACUCCUCAUGCUUAUGGUGUCUGUCCUCGCCAGCACGCUGCUCCUCUCAAGAGACGGGGUCGUGUGUGUUCCCGUGCACUCCCACUCAAGCAAGAACAGCACAUCUCUCAGUGCCACGCCCCUCGGGCCAGACGCGCGGCCUCCCUCUCCGUCCGCAUCCCGGGGUCCGGCUACGGGCAUCCGCACCAACCUGGACUACCAGCAGUACCUCUACAUCAGUCAGGUGUGCUACCAGGAGGCGUUGCCGUGGUUCUCCCGCUUCCUGCCCUACAUCACCCUACUGCAGUCACUGCUGCUGGUGGCCGGCGGCUGCUUCUGGUUCCACUUUCCCCUCACCUCCGCCCGAAUCGAGCACUUCCUGGCCAUUCUGGCCAAGUGCUGCGAGUCGCCGUGGACGUCCAGAGCGCUGUCCCGCGCCGCCCGGCAGGACGGUAUGCGCGGCCGCCGCCCGGAGGAGGAGCCCCCCGCCACUGCCGCCCUGGCCCGCCGGCCCAGCCUGGACUCGGGGACGGACAGCUCUCUGCUGGUCAGGACGGGUAGUGCGUCCACCGGCACCCAGCCCUCGCCUUGUGCCUCCAGCCUGUCCCGGUGCUCCACGCUUUCCUCGUUAUCCUUCACGGAACACGCCUCCCUGCCGCAGACGGCUCCUGUUGCUCCGGAAGGUUCUGGACCAGGACCGAUCCUAGACCGCAGUGAUGGGGAACAAGCCAGAGCUCUGUUCGAGAGAGUGCGCAGGUUCCGAGGUCACUGCGAGAGCUCUGAUAUCAUUUACAAGGUGUACACAGCCCAGACUGUGUACAAGGUGCUGGAGUUCGUCGUGAUUCUCAGCUAUAGCGUACCUUUACUGGGCUACAUCUCAUUCGGCCACAGCUGCCAACCGCUCUCUUAUACCUUGACGGGCUACCAUGCCUUCCAUUGUAGUCACUCUCUGGCCUCCGUCCUGCGCAAGAUGAUGCAAGCCUACGUCUGCCUGGUGGGCCUCUAUGGCCUUUUGGGCAUCUACACACUGUUCUGGAUCUUCCACAAGUCACUGAGACAGUACUCCUUCCGGCAACUGAGGGAUGCAGGUUCGAUGCUGGAUGCUCCGGACCUGUGCAACGACCUGGCCUUCCUGUUGCACAUGACGGACCAGUACGACCCGCUGCUUGCCCAACGCCUGUCUGUCUUCCUGUCUCCUGUCAGCGAGACCCGGCUCAUGGAGGAGAACCUGGAGCGCCGCUGGAACGCCAGCCGGCUGCGCGCUAUGAUCACCUCCGACCACCAGGGGCGCUCUCUGCUACAGCUGGUGGCCGUUCCUCGCCUGCCUCCGGCCUUGUUUACCCUGAGCCAGCUGGAAGUGCUUAAGCUGGAGCUGAUCGGGGAGGCUAAGCUAACAGCACAGAUAUCCAACAUGACUGCUCUCAGAGAGCUCCACCUGUACCACUGCUCGGCAGCGGUGGAGGCUGGCGCCUUGGCCGUCCUCCAGGAGCGCCUGGAGUCGCUGCACCUCACGUUCACCCACGCCACAGAGAUCCCGGGCUGGGUGUACUCCCUGCGUGGACUGCAGGAGCUCCACCUGAGCGGGCACAUGUGGAGCGAGGGCGGCAUGGGGCGUGGCCGGGCGCUGGGCAGCCUGCGCCUCCUCCGGCACUUGCGCGUGCUUUCGCUGCAUGGCGCUGCGCCGCGCGUCCCCGCCGAGCUGAGCGAGGUGGCGGGCAGCCUUGUGCGCCUGGAAAUCCACAACGAGGGUGCCCGUCUGCUGGCCCUCACGGGCCUGCGCCGCCUGGAGGGGCUGAUGGAGCUGGAGUUGCGGGACUGCCAGCUGGAGAGGCUGCCGUCCGCCCUGCUGGCACUGCCCGGCCUGCGCUGCCUGGACCUGGCCCACAACGGCCUGCGGACGCUCGAGGAGCUGCUGGGUCUGCAGAACCUGCACCGCCUCACCGGCCUGUGCCUCGCCCACAACCGCGUGCUGGCGCUGCCGGCCACGGUGGCGGCGCUGCGCGGCCUGGAGCUCCUGGACCUGGCGCACAACCACCUGCGGCGCCUCCCGCCCGCGCUCUUCACGCUGCGCCGCCUCCGGCGCCUCCUGCUGGCGGGGAACCUGCUGGACGAGCUGCCGGCUGAGGUCGGCGCGCUGGCGCUCCUCGCCGAGCUGGACCUGAGCGGGAACAGGCUGGAGAGCCUUCCCGGGGAGCUCGGUGCCGGCUGCGCGGAGCUGCGCGAGCUGGAUGUGGCCCACAAUUCCCUGGGCUGCCUGCCGCCCAGCCUGGGGGCCCUGAAGCGGCUGUUGCGGCUGGACGUACGAGGCAACAACCUGGAGGAGCUCCCCGUGGAGCUGGGCUGCUGCGCGCGGCUCAGAGGCGGAGGUUUGCUGGUGGAGGGCUGGCUGCUCCACACCCUGCCGCACCACGUCCAGGACUUCCUGCAGCAGCCCCGCUCGCCCUCUCGUCCUUCGUCGGAGGCUAACUCGCGUCCCAACUCAGACUGCUUCCCUGCCUUCUCCGCCACGCAGUGGAGCUUCCUGUCUGCUGUGGAGUCGCGCAUAUAGGCUUUUGAGCGUUGCAGGGGUCAGAAAGGCACUGUGCACUUUUGCAAGACGUGACUCUUAACCUGACCCGACCAGAAGGAAGUCAUGGUUUUCCUGUUAAAUUAGCUUCACUGGAAAGAAAAUUUUUGAUUUGACAUAUGACCACAACCCAUUGAUGGCGGUGGAUUAAAAUCAAAUUGAGGAAGUGGAGAUUGCUUAAUUAACAGACUGAGAACUUUCCAAUCAUUUGCUACUUCGUUGAGACACACCAGGCCUAAACCAGGCUGCCAUGGGAACCUUUGAAAGAUUGUUUUUAGGAGGAAAAGCUGUUUUAUCUGCACAUCGCACCAACCACAGUGUACACAGCUGGGCCUGUGGCUGGAAAGACAGACUAGUGGGGUUUACAUUCUGAAAUAAUUUCUCAGCCACCCAAACUAGUAUCUAAAGGUUGAAUUAGAAAUUAGAUGUAACUAUUAUCAGCAUUAUAGAACCCUUAGCAGAUAAAUAACAUUUAGUAGUUCGCAGGUUGACUACUUAACACUGAUUUUAUAUUCAUUACGAGUUGACAAUCGCAGUUGGAUACCAGUAGGGAAAAUAUCUGUUUUGGUAAUACCGUAAUGGUGCUUUUUACAUUGAUAAAUGUUUCUAUAUGUUUUGCAUAUAUACUGUUUUCGGAAACAUAUUCUAGGAUAGCUUCGUAACAAUGUAACAUAAUCUACUAUUUUGUCAGUAUCCAAGGAGACACUGUGUGUCCCCAACACCAUGGUGUUACACAGAAAUAUCUAAUAAAAUUAUAAUGACAGAAAUGUGACACGUUGUGUUAUGGCAAAUCCUUUUACAUUCCCUUCUUAUUAUGGAGUGGAAAAUAAUCUUA